Molecule: messenger RNA, 1931 nt
Organism: Hemiscyllium ocellatum (epaulette shark)
Lineage: Eukaryota; Metazoa; Chordata; Chondrichthyes; Orectolobiformes; Hemiscylliidae
Gene: actr5
Product: actin related protein 5
Exons: 9
Coding region: 6-1784 (592 amino acids)
Biological process (GO): regulation of DNA-templated transcription
Cellular component (GO): Ino80 complex; cytoplasm
Source: RefSeq, a predicted model, not a curated record
CCAAGAUGGCGGCGACCAUCGGUGCGGAUUUCACGGAACCGCCGCCGAAUAUUUUCUAUUUUCGGGACCCGAAGCCGGUGGCGGAUCCGAUCGACGAUCCGGGAAAGAUCCCAGGAUGGAGUCCGGGCCAGGUGCCUCUGGUGGUGGAUAACGGGUCUUUCCAGUGCCGGGCCGGCUGGGCCCUGGACCCGAAGCCGCGGCUUCAGUUUAAAAACGUUUCGGCGCGGAGCCGCGGCGCCUCCCGCAGCGACACCCAGGUCGGCAACGACAUCCGCAACCUGGAGGUGGUCCGCUGGCUGCUCAAGUCCCAGUUCGACAGGAACGUGGUGGUGAAUUUCGACCUUCAGGAGCAGGUGUUUGACCACGUGUUCCAGCACCUUGGCAUCACCUCUGAGUUUUGCGUGGAACAUCCAAUUGUUUUAACAGAAGCACCAUGUAAUCCACUGUAUUCACGACAGUUGAUGUCUGAGCUCCUGUUUGAGUGCUACCACGUUCCCAAGGUGUCAUAUGGAAUUGACGAUCUUUACAGCUUUUGGCGCAAUAACAAACACCCCGCCACUGGAUUGAUUGUUUCCUCUGGGUAUCACUGCUGUCACAUUCUGCCUGUGCUGCAUGGCAGGUUGGACGCUCAUAACAGUAAAAGGAUUAAUCUGGGUGGAAGCCAGGCAGCAUCAUACAUGCAGCGACUGCUGCAGCUAAAGUAUCCUGGCCACUUGCCGGCUAUAACACUCAGCAGAAUGGAAGAGAUUCUCCACGAACAUUGUUACAUUGCAGCCGACUACAUGGAAGAGCUCAACCUGUGGAAGCAGCCGGACUUCUAUCAGAGAAAUAUACACAGGAUGCAAUUGCCCUUCAACAACAAGCUGCUGGCCAGCACUUUGACUGCCGAAGAGAGGAUGGAACGGAGGCAGCAGCAGAUUCGCAGGCUACAGGAGCUCAAUGCACGGCGCAGGGAGGAAAAACUACAGCUCGAUCAGGAAAGACUCGAGAGACUGCUCAGCAUCCAGGAGCUUUUGGAAGAAGGCAUGACUGAGCGCUUCAAGCGAGCUCUGUCAGAAAUGAACAUGGAUUCUGCAGAGGAGCUGCAGUCGUACGUGAACAAGCUCAGCCUGGCCAUCGAGCAGACCAAGCAAAAAAUCCUACAGGCGGAGGUGAAUGUGGAGGUGGACGUUGUUGACACGAAGCCAGAUGUUUCUGAUCUGGAUCAGGUGCUGAGUUGUGAUCAGUCAAUGGACGAGUUGGAAGGAGUGAAUGAGCUGGAUCAACUUUUCCCUGAGUAUCAGAAUGACUUUGGAAAGCAAACCAACGUAGUUCAGCCAGUUGGACAGAUGUUCAAUCUAGCUGAAUACCAUCAGCUGCACCUGGGCAGUGAGCGAAUCCGAGUUCCUGAGAUUAUCUUUCAACCAUCUUUGAUUGGUGAAGAGCAGGCUGGUAUAGCAGAAACCCUGCAAUAUGUCCUGGACAGAUAUCCCAAGGAUCAACAGGAUGAGCUUGUACAAAAUGUGUUUCUUACUGGUGGUAACGUCCUAUACCCUGGGAUGAAGACCCGGAUGGAGAGGGAGCUACUUGCCAUGAGACCAUUUCAAUCCACUUUCCAGGUAACCAUGGCUGCCGAUCCUGUUCUGGAUAGCUGGUUAGGUGCACGGGAUUGGGCUGUUGAGUAUAAGGGUCAAGCUGAGGGCUGGAUAACCUUAGCUGACUAUGAAGAGAAGGGGGGAGAGUAUUUAAGUGAACAUGUUGCUUCCAAUGUUUACGUGCCAAUGAGCCUUACGAAACCAACUUAAGAGUGCUGGUAUGUAAAAGGACUCCAGGACACAUUUAGCUCUUGACAUUUCUUUUGCUGGAAAGAAAAAGAAGGCCUUUUUAAUUCAAAGGUUUGAAAUUUUCAGUAUAUUGCAGAGUGUACAAAAUAAAUACUUUUUGUAACAAGA